Molecule: messenger RNA, 1598 nt
Organism: Cornus florida
Lineage: Eukaryota; Viridiplantae; Streptophyta; Magnoliopsida; Cornales; Cornaceae
Product: glutamate receptor 2.8-like
Exons: 3
Coding region: 426-1295 (289 amino acids)
Cellular component (GO): plasma membrane
Molecular function (GO): signaling receptor activity; ligand-gated monoatomic ion channel activity
Source: RefSeq, a predicted model, not a curated record
AUUAUACACUGCCACAUAUAUACUCAAAUUUUUAUGUGGCUACACUAGUGGAAUAUUACUCGGGUGAAAGCAUUACUGGCAGGACUGUACCCAUACUCAAAAGAAAGGGGAAUUUGCUGACAUAUAUGAAUGGGACUAAAUUUGACACCUUGUCUUCCACUAAAUUAACAGUGUUUCAAACUUCUGAUACUCAAUCUGAAUUUUACUAUGAAUCAAGAAGUAGGAGAGAAGUUUCAAGGUUAACCAAAUGCGGUGGUAUUCCUCAGCAUGUUCCUGACAGGGUCAGUAACUUAAUUUCAUGUCUUUCUUCUUCCAUUCCAAGGUUUUACCAUAAUCUGUUUCUGUAACUUUCUUUUUCUUUCUUAAUUAUUUUAUUAUUUUUCCUUUUAUUUGUUUAUUUAAUACAGCCCCAAUUUAGUGUUUUUAUGGUUAUGCCAAUCCAAGAUGUGAUGACCACCAAAAACAUGUGGAUUUUCAUGAAGCCAUUUAGCUUGGAACUUUGGCUCACAAUUUUCAUGGCUUCCAUUUUUGUUGGAAUUUCAAUCGGAAUUUUGGAGCUUCGUGCAAGCCACAGUAAUCCAGAAUUCCAAGGUCCUCUUCGUCGGCAACUCAGCAUCAUGCUUUGGGUUCCAAUUUCAAUGGUUGUCUUUCCCGAAAGGAGGAUGGUGGUUAACAAGUGGUCUAAGUUUGUGUUGUUGGUAUGGUUGGUUUUGUCAUUCAUUCUAUUUCAGUGUUACACCGCAAAGUUAACAUCAAUGUUGAUCUCAGUAGAUGAUGAGCCACAACAUUUCUUCAAUAAGCUUGAAAGGCCUUACAUUGCUGGAUAUCGUAAUGGUUCCUUUGUGAAAGAUUUUCUGGUAGAAGAGUUGAAAUUCAGUGAGUCCCGUCUCAUGGCAUAUACAACCAUUGAUGAGUACCAGAAGGCCUUGUCUAAAGGAAGCCGCAACGGAGGUGUUGAUGCCAUCUUUGAUGAGCUUCCCUAUGUCAACUUCUUGCUCCUCAAAUAUGGUUCUAAAUACACCAAGGUUGGACCCAUAGCCAAGACAAGUGCAUUUGGCUUUAAAAAAUCUGGAUAUGAUGAACUUCCAUCGAUUUCUCCACAAAGUCCUAGCCUCAAAGCCCCUAGCUUCAUAGGUCUUUUCAUCAUUACAGGGGUUGCUACUAUAUUUGGCUUAGUUUGCUCUGAAAUAUCUAGAAGAUUCUCCGGGAGACUCUCGUCUAAUAGGCUUGAAUCUAGGGUCCUUUCCAUAGUUGAAAUGAGUGUCGCCGGAGAUUCACCAAUUGCUGAGAAUUAAGAGCAUCGUUCUAGCACAUCUAACCAGAGCGUGUGGAAUGUUUCUAUAGCAGAAGAAGAAGAAGAAGAAGAAGAAGAAGAAGAAGAAGAUGCGGUAGAAGAAAUGGUGCACUUAUCCUAGCAUGGUGUCCACACUGAAGGUAAGCCGAGUAGCCUGUGUCAAGAUCAUAAAGAUCGAUAUGACUUGCUUUGGCUGAAUUCUCCAAUUUUGCCAACUAAAUUACUGUGUAGAAAGAACUUCCGAUAAUUUUGGCAUUGUUUGGAGUGUGGUGUGUUUGCCAACUAAUACCGUGUAGAAAGCACU